CCAGUCGCUACGUAUUUUUCAACGUGUAUAGACGUGCGCUCCAAACGCAAACCAGUUUAAAAACACGCACGGAUAUUACCUGGUUCCGGUUUUCAUCAACACAAGUGUUUAAAUAAAUUCUUUUAAAGAAAGUUGAUGUGAUACUGUGCCGGAAUUUCGCGAAUGCAGGAAGGAUCCUGAAGUGGCUUGAAAUUUGCAGAAAAUGAACGCACUCGCGUGGUGCUGUCUCGCCAUUCUCCCAUUCACAUGGAACACUGUCAAUGGCCAUGGAAGGCUAAUUGAACCUCCAUCGAGGGCAUCAGCCUGGAGAUACGGCUUCGACACACCACACAAUUACAACGAUCAUGAAUUGUUCUGCGGGGGCUUCUCAAGACAAUGGCAAAAAAAUAAAGGAAAAUGUGGAGUAUGUGGUGAUGCUUGGGAUGCUCCAACUCCAAGAGCUCACGAAUUAGGAGGACGGUUUGGAAAAGGUGUAAUAGUAAGAAGAUAUUCACCCAAAGACGCUAUCACAAUCAAGAUCGAGUUAACAGCUAACCACAAUGGUUAUUUCGAAUUUAGAGUUUGUGACGAUCCUAAAGAUACUACACAGGAAUGUUUAGACAAAAAUGUUCUUAAAUUUGAUGGGAGAGAUGGUACAAAGUUUUAUCCUAAAGAUGGAAAUAAAAUCUAUGAAAUGAAAUAUCGACUACCAGAGGACUUGGAAUGUGCCCAUUGUGUCUUGCAAUGGCGAUAUAUGGCUGCUAACAAUUGGGGAGACUGUGAAAAUGGAACUGGAGCUAUAGGAUGCGGUCAUCAGGAAGAAUUUCGGGCAUGCGCCGAUAUUGCCAUAGGAAAGAGCUUUGCUACAACUACAAGGAGGCCAAGACCGUCAUACGUACCUCCUGCCAGGAGACCUACGGUACCAACGCCGGAAGAAUCGACUAGAAGUUCGUGGUACGGUGUGGUUGUAGCCGUUGUGGCGUUAUUGGUUGCUGUGGCAGUCUUUGCUGGUAUUUAUCUAUAUUACUAUAGAGGAGGAAUGAGGAUCAAGAAUCUCCUAAAGUCGAAGGCUGCUCCUCCCGCGCCCGUACCUCCGCCGAGACAUAAGAGGGCGUCACUGUCUAGAGAAACACCACCGGAAUUGUCGUCUCCUAAAAUUAGUCCUGAAUCAGGAUUUGAAACUGUAGAUCUUAGAGCUAAAUGAUUUUUCUUUUUCUUCAAAAUGCUAACAGAACUGAUUUUGUAUGACAGUAGCCACUUACUUUCCUUGUAUUUUUGAUAAUUUCACUUCUGUUAGCAGUUUGAUUGUUUUUCUACCACUGCCGUAAUAGUGAUAUUUGUGUGGAUGACGUGCGCCGAUCCAGUGCGGAUUUUAUUGACCUGAUUUUAUUUAAUUUUUAAGCUAGUUAGAACU
Hyposmocoma kahamanoa is the source of this 1393-nucleotide messenger RNA. RefSeq lists its product as uncharacterized. Lineage: Eukaryota; Metazoa; Arthropoda; Insecta; Lepidoptera; Cosmopterigidae. The record is from RefSeq and is a predicted model, not a curated record. The coding region runs from base 203 to 1183 and encodes 326 amino acids. The transcript has 2 exons.